AUGUCUUCCGUCAGCGAUACUGAGAGUUCAGACAUUGAUGAAACCUCCUCAAACGGAGUCAUUCUUUCUGCGCAAUCCCAAAUAUCGCGUCAGGGGGCACCAAAACCUGUUCUAGGUGAAGCCCACAGGCGCUUCGUCAUUGUAACAACGCUGCUGCACUUGAUCGACCCGGUGCGUGGUGAAGCUACAACCCAUAGCCUUGAUAGGCACCCACACGAUGACUCUUGGAAGUAUCAGCAACUUCAGAAAAAGUUUCUUGAUUCAUUCGCUCUAGCAGCUUCCACUUCAAGGAAAGGACGUGAAAGUGCGUCCGCGGUUUGUCUCGAGGAGGGACGACCUGGCGGAAAUGUCCUGCGGCUUGCCCGGAACAUUGGUGUCCCUGAGGAGCUUCUAAGCAAACUACAGGAAAUUUUGGACGAUCUCACUGCCGUUUCUCUAAAAGUGCAGAACACUGACUUGGGAAAUCAAUGGAUAGAAAAAAAAGCGAAAGACAUGGAAGCUGAGAUAUUGUUGAAGGUCAUCACUUUGACUACGGAUAAGAUAUGGUUCCUGCUGGAGAGACUUCGCAGCUCAGACGCCCCAAAGAGCAUAAAUCUUGUGCUUGACUUGAUGAAAGACAAGGACUUAGCUAUUCACGACAAUGAUGAGGCCAAUUUCAGGACGUGGAUCUUGCAUCUGCCAUCCCUCGUAUCUCUUAGUCCCGGUACUAGUCCUGCUCAGCUUAUUCAGCAUGUCAAAUGGGCAUCACAGGCUAGAUGGGUUUACUCAGAACAGCUUGAAGACUUUUUUGGAUCUGAGAGUGGACAGUUGCCAAACUGGCUCAAACAUAUAUACAAACUUGGGCGGUAUUAUGCAGCAACCAAGGCAAUGCUCAAGUUGGCCAUAAAGCAGCCAGCCGUGUUCACCGGUAUUCAUGUCCGAGCAGUCGAAGCCCCGGGUGAGGUGGAAUUUUCGCUGGGAAACCAGAAAACUCCUCUUAUGGAGGUGCUGAAGAAGAUCAUCAAAACUGAUCCUGACAAAGUGAAGGAAACAUUGGGCCAAGCUUGGCUUACACAGGACCCUGAAACGCGACUCCGCCGGGCAUGCCGUAUGAAACUUACUGUGCAUGCUGAAAUGCAGCUUAUCAGCUUUUAUGACCAUAACCCCGAACUUACUCCUCGGCUACUAUUCAUGGGUACUAGUAAAAAGGCAUGCUAUCUCUGCAACGAAUUCAUGUCUCGUCAUCCCCUUACAAUCGGCGUGUCGGCAAGUCACCAGAAGCUUUAUCCUACUUGGAUGCCUGCUCCGUGUUCCUCGGCGGUGCGCAAGAAACACAAGGUUCUCUUAUGGGAGUUUAGCCGACACCUUGAGCAAACGACUGCACGUGACCUUGAGACAAGAUUAGGAGUUCGACGGCCGAUAACCCUGGAUUCUACAGCUGGACCAUCGCUCACAACGACUGCGACAGUUUCGACGGGGCUCUGGAUUCAGGAAUUGCCACUGCACGGAGGUAUUGAGCGUGGGGGAGCGGCUAUUCAGGAAUAA
Messenger RNA from Colletotrichum truncatum, 1524 nucleotides. RefSeq lists its product as uncharacterized. The record is from RefSeq and is a predicted model, not a curated record. Lineage: Eukaryota; Fungi; Ascomycota; Sordariomycetes; Glomerellales; Glomerellaceae.